This is a messenger RNA of Encephalitozoon romaleae SJ-2008, 612 nucleotides long. Its product is annotated as Rho1-like RAS GTP-binding protein. Lineage: Eukaryota; Fungi; Microsporidia; Unikaryonidae. Bases 1 to 612 code for a protein of 203 amino acids. The record is from RefSeq and is a predicted model, not a curated record. Gene Ontology annotation, molecular function: GTP binding; GTPase activity. Gene Ontology annotation, biological process: small GTPase-mediated signal transduction. The transcript has a single exon.
AUGAAUAGCAAAACACAUAAGUCUGGAAAAGUUGUCAUUAUAGGAGAUGGGGCAUGCGGGAAAACAUGCCUACUUGAGGUGUUUAGAAGGAACCAGUUCCCAGAAACAUACAUCCCGACUGUCGUUGAUAAUUUUGUUAAGGAAGUAAAGAUUGAUGAUGACAAAUAUGUUUCUUUAGCUUUGUGGGAUACGGCUGGGCAAGAGGACUAUGACACAAUCAGGCCUCUUUCCUACAAAGAGACAGACCUUGUACUACUAUGCUAUACCAUAGAAAAUAAGAAGAAGAUUCCGAAUAUCUCAAGAAAGUGGCUGAUGGAGAUAAAAAACUACUGCCCUUCAUCGCAGUUUUUCCUCAUUGGGUUAAAGAAGGAUGUAAGGGACAUGGAAGAUCCAACCGUUGAUAAGUCUUCAAUGGUUUCUGAGAGUGAAGGAAGGAAGAUUGCAGACAACAUCAACGCGGCCAAGUUUUUCGAAUGUUCCUCACGUACCAGAGAAAACGUGAACCUUGUAUUCUUAGAAGCUGCAAAGCACAUAUGGAAUACAAAGGGAGCGGCUUCUGAGUCUGGGCCAUGUAGCUUCUUUUCGUGCAUGAGCUGCUGCCAUUAUAGAUAA